Grus americana (Whooping crane) is the source of this 5907-nucleotide messenger RNA. It is a transcript of the gene TMEM18, whose product is annotated as transmembrane protein 18. NCBI's taxonomy places the organism in Eukaryota, Metazoa, Chordata, Aves, Gruiformes, Gruidae. Gene Ontology annotation, cellular component: nuclear membrane. Bases 1312 to 1719 code for a protein of 135 amino acids. The record is from RefSeq and is a predicted model, not a curated record. The transcript has 5 exons.
AUUUCUUCCAGCCUUAUUUCCCAAUCUACAAUGUGGAAUUUAAACAUCUUUUUUUCCUCCAGUCUCAAAAUUAACAGCAGAAUGGUAGUAGAAAUGACCACCUUUGCAUCACCCUACUUAAUUUUACAAUGCUUUAAGUAAAACCCUUGACUGGCUUCCAGAUAUUAUUGUUGUUGAGAAAAAAAGAUUACCAAAAACUUAAAUCAAAACAUAGAAAUGCAUCCUCAGUUUCAAGUAUCUCACACUGAAUUGCAGAAGUAAAAAGACAGUAGUUCACAGUGAUGGCCUGUAAUGUACUAUAUGGCAGACUAAAUGAAAAAAGUAUUUGUAAUAUUUACUUAUACAUGGACUUCCAAACAUUUUGAAAAAAAAGCCAGAGGGUCAGAAAAAAUAAUUUCAUGAAAGCAGAAUGGGGAGCUACAGUACGACAGUAAGGUUUGCUUGACAUAGCUAAUCCAAUUAAGAUUCAUUAAAUCUCCUGGCUUAGUUGAUGAAUCUGAGCUUGAUGUCUCUAUUGAAGAGUGACAGGGCUUUCAGAGUGGUGAGUUCUUCCAGAUGUACAUGUGUUUAGUGAAAGGAGUUAUAAAUGAGAGGUUUAACCUUUAAAAUGUCUUAUUCACUUUCCAUUGUACAGUAAUUCAUUUUUUUUUUUUAUUUGGAAAAAAAAUUGUAUUUUUCACUUAAGUUCCUGCGUGGAAUGGUCAACUGGGUUUUUUUGUCAGAAAUUUCCAUCUGGGCUUAAAACUCCCUUUUUCCUGCACUUCCACCCCUAAAGCAGCUGAAGCCAGACACCAAGCGUUGCCAGGAGAAGACCGAAGCCAACACCAACGCUGGGCCACCGAUCCCAGCGCCCUGAACGCCCCGGCACCAGCCUGACUCCACUGAGCAGAUAGUGACAAAAAAUACUCCCACCAGCUUCCUAACUUCAGUAUUAAAUGCUAAAAAUGUAACUGGAGCUUCUUUGCCCCGUGUCUGCAAAGGCAGGGUUAGUUCUGAGGCACGCAGUUUCAGUCACAGAGGCAAGAGAGGCGGUUCUGACUUGGCGUUACCCUCAGGGGAGGCAGCCACUGGGGUAUGGAGAGCCUCCUUUGCUCGUCCCCCCAAAUACAGGACUUGCCCCCCUGAGGGGAUGAGGGCGGUGCUGGAAGUAUCACCUGCGCAAGAAAAACACCUGCCUUGCCCUCCGUUGCCCUACGGGGAGCGGCCGAGCCCUCCUUGCCGACCAACUCCUCUAGGCUGCUGCUGCCGCGGGGCAGGGAACCGGCGGCCAUCGAAGUCUCGCGAGAAGCCAGCAGCGACGCCGCCGCCGCGAUGGAGCAGCCCCUGAGCAGCCCGCCGGGGCUGUCUGCCAUCCUGGCGAAGACGGACUGGUCCGAGCCGUGGCUGCUGGGGCUGGCGGUUUUCCACGUCCUCUGUUUCCUCCUGACCUGCAUCUCUUUCCAGCACUACCGGGUGCAAAUAGGGCACUUCCUCUGCAUGGUGGGCUUAGUGUACUGCGCUGAAUAUAUAAAUGAGCUAGCAGCCAUGAAUUGGAGGCUGUUUUCUAAAUACCAAUACUUCGAUUCAAGAGGAAUGUUUAUUUCACUUGUAUUUUCAGCACCACUACUGAUGAAUACUAUUAUAAUUGUGGUCACUUGGGUUUACAGAACUUUGAAUGUAAUGACCGAACUGAAGACACUACAGCAGAGAGUGAAAGCAGAAAAAGAGAAAAAGAAGUGAAAGCGCCUAACACUUUUUUUUUUUUUUUUAAAUUGUAAUAAUACUUGUCCAGGUAAUCAGGCCUUCUGUAUGUUUACCCUGAAACAGCAAUGUUUUUGAGUCUGAUGUCAAGAGGACUUUGAACCUGUGAGCAUGGACAAUGAGGAGAAAGCAGGUAUCUACAAUACAUUUGAAUUGGCUGUGAAAUUGAGAAACGAAACCCUGCCUUAACAGGUCCUUGUGCCCUUCAAUGUAAGACAGUUUUCCACCGUGACCAAUACUAUUAGUAUUGGUGAGACGCAAUCUUCAGUCUCUCUCCAUUUGCCUGUUUUUUUAAAUAUGUCUUAACUGUGUGUUUAAAUAUGUCCUAACUGUGUAUUUAUCAAGUAUCCCGUCUUCUCCUGCUUAAGCCACUUGAAGCAGUGUUGUGAAUUCCAGUAAAUGAGGGAUUGUGUUCAGAACACCUCAGGAAUCCAUGCUUCUAUGAAGCAUUUCACUUCUUUAUAAAUCAAGUUUCAUACUUCCUAUGUGUAUUGUGCACCAAUAGGAUUUUAUAAAUAAAAUUAUCCCCUAUAUCUUAAAUGGUGUUAAUAUGUAUUAAUUUUUAAUCAGAUUUUUUCUUUCUUUUUUCUUAUAAAAAUUCCCAGUUUGGUAAAAUCUUGUGCUUAAUUUGUGUAAGUAAUUCAAAACAAUCUCUGCAUUUUUUCAAUUUACAUUUCAUGAUUUUAAUGCUGCUAGAUAAAUAUCUUUUCUUAAAACUGGAUUAAAUUUUGAUAGUUUUUGCUUAUUUGUAUAACAGAAAGGAAGAGGAGAAACUUUAUAAUGUUCUAUGUGAUGCUAUUUUUUCUCUGCUUUACUUUUAAUUUUCAGUUACUUAUUAAAAAAAAUAACACUAGUAAAAAUGAAGAUGACUUCAAUUUUGCUCAGAGUAACCUGUUUUUAUUGGAUUAAGGAAAUUUGAGGGGGCAGGAAUGGACACAAUGGAAGACUGUCCAUAGAUAUUUAGUGAAAGUUGUAUCUGGAAGCAGUUAAACCUUUGUGUGGAGACCUAAACAUCUGUCUAAAAUAGAUGUCAUUUGAAACAUAGGAAAGAUGUUCUACAAAAUUGACCUUAGACUAAUCUGAAGAAGAAUUUGGUACAAAAAUGCAGAACACUAGUAAGUUUUUCAGCUAAGUAAGUAUUUGUGAAAUUAAUUUUAAAUGCUCAAAUAGUCUUCACAACAGCGGAAAUACGGACCCGAGGGAGAUAAGCAGAUGCAUAUGCAUACACAGUUUGCGAGUCCCCUCUUUAGGGAGAGAGUGAAACUCUUUCUGGAGGGCUUCCCAGCAUUGUGGAAGGGCAGUGCAGAGUUAGUCUGGGAUCCAUUUCUUUACCUUUCCCAUGGAUUAACUUAGCAUGGCUCUCCUUGUUCUUUGCUCUAUCAAGAAUUACAGACAGCUGGGCUACUUUAUAUUAGCAAACCAAAUAAAUGCAGGCUUGCUAUAUUCUCCCAUAAUCAUCCAUUCUGUUCAGACUCUCAGUGCAAUGGUGGGCAGUGUCAACUGUCACUUGUCCGUGAAAACAUCUCUAGUGGUCUGGUAGAUGUCCUGUACCUUUUGGGAGCCAUCUCUGUUUUGAAGGAGUGAAUAGAAUCUAUCCAGAUGGCUGCAAGAUGGACCAAGGAACAGGCUUCUUUUAUAGAUGUAGCUGUAGUCCUCCCAGGCUGGUUUAGAAAAGUUCAAUUUCGCUUUUAAGAUUUGAUGGGGAGAGAUACACUAUUUUUCAUACAUGGCACUAAGCAUGACCACACAAAUGUGCUUCUGACUUUCCUCUUGUGAAGUGUUCAGCAACAAUAUCAAUGCACAACUGUUUGUUUCACCCACGUAAAGCUGUAGUACCUCAUCAUACUGAGGUGCCACCUGUUAUCAAUAGCCUUUGGCUUCGCAGCAUGUUUGAAUCUGAUUCACGGUAAAUGAGGUGGCUUGGCGCAGCUAAGCAGCAAGUCUCUUGCAAUGGAAAACAAUGUGCCUUAUUUAGUACAUCCAAGGCAAACUUUCCCCAAACAGUUCAGUAUUUUGUCUUUCUUGUGUGUGAGGUUGGAAGAAAUGAAAAUUCCCUCUUCUGUAAGUAUGUGAAAAUGGUGAGAUGGAGCAAUUAAAAUGGUCCUUUCUAGCGUAACAUAGACAAGAUAACAGAAAUUACUUUUUCUGUAUUGCCCAGUUUUGUGUUAUUCUUGCUUGGCACAAGAUUUAUGAGAAAUUCUCUCUACCUUUGGGGAUCCCAAAUGAAAUUUAAAAAAUCUUAUGCUUGCUUAAAUUUUUUUCUUCUUCCUCUCAGUGUAGUUGACCUUUCUGGCAGUAUUUCAUUUUGUGUUGGAUUACCAGAGUAAUUUUGCCCUUUAAUACAAGAUCCCAGGGCAUUACAGCCCUUUAACAAAGUUGAAGAAUGAAGAACCCUAGACUGUGAGUGGCAGGCAUUUUAUUUUUAAUUAGCAAGUAAAAAUCCAUUUGAGCUGUAUAUUAUCUGUUGAUUUCUGAUACCACUGACAGAAUGUAUCAGCUAGGAGGCAGAUAAUACUUUCUAAACCAAGUAGCAACGUGGUGGGUUUUUCUUGUCUUCUAAGGUAUUGCUGAGUGAACGUAUAAACAGCUCCAAAUGCCAAAAUUAUAUCAGGGGUUUUUUUAAAGGAUGGACAUCUCAAAAUGUAUACUUCAAACUGUAAGCUUGGUGGUUUUAAACCUUCCCUGACUACUGAAACUAUAAGUAAAUGUAACUUAGAUAAGAAGUUUUCAUACACAGAAAUGGGGUUUACAUAUAUAUAUGUUUGUCAGAAAAACAUUCCCACUUUGUACAUUUCAGAAAGACUCAAACUUUCAUCUGAGUUGUCCUCUAGCUAACCCUGCCUAAGAAACACUAAGUUUAAGAGCUAAGUUUAAAAAAAAAAAAAAAAAAAAAGUAGGUGUCUUUUUAACCAUAAGAGAAACCUUCAGUAUUAAGUAUAGCGUGGCUUUUCAUCAUUAUGUGUCUGGAUUUAUGAAGUGAUAGUGCGGUAACAUAAUGUAAGGGCCUAGUUACUGACAAACCAAAAUAAUUACAUCAUGAAUUUAGAGACUGUUUUUCCUAUUUAGAAUUUUGUAUGUCUAAGUCAAUAAGAGCCAAAUGUUUAGGGCUGGUGGAAUACCUUUGCCUUUAAUUUAGACCUGAAUUUAGGCUGCUUUUGAAAGAGCCUGUUUAUUUCAGUUUGGAGCGUGCAGAAAAGCUGGUAGUUGCUCAGUUGGAUCCUUUGGAGAGUAGGAGACAGAGUUGAUUUGUUCCUGGUUCUGUGUGUCUUGCAGGCAGUGACUCAUCUUCAGCCUUCCUUAACGUGUCUUUCCACAACAGCACACGGUGGCAGCCAGCGUGGAAAAACAUUAAAAGGGAGAAAGUAAUAUUAACCUGGCAACUUUACCAUAGUAGAAAGUAGUUUUGUUUCAUCUAAAUCUGUGAAAAGAUAGAUUAGUGGAAUUUAGUUGGCAGACUUCCUGGAGUUUGAAGUUGGCCUUGUUCCCUAUGGAAAAGUAAUAACUAAGAUGAGAUGAGGUUCCAAGAAAGAACUUCAAAUUCCCUCUUUUUUCCACAUCCACUGAAAUGCCAUAUCCUUAGCUUUUAGUGUAUUUUCACUUCUUUUUGGUUCAAUGAAUCUCAUUAUUCUAGACAAAAUGGAACAGAUCCAAUAAGGGAAUUUGAACAUCUGUUCCUCAGCAGUAUUUGCUAGCUUAGUAGAAACGUGUUCUGGACAUCCCUAUUUCCCAUAAAAAACACCUAUCUCCCAAAGACAUGGACGGACAGUAAAUUGAGGUCUCCUGCAUCCUUGUGUGUAUUCUAAAUAAAGAACUUUGAAGGACAGUCUUACUGCUGGAUCUUAAAAGAAGGGAUCUACUCCAGAAAGGCCAUGUUAGAUGGUGAUCUGCUGUGGCUGUGAAUCCUAAAUGGAGGAAGAGUGUAUGGGGAAUUGCUUUGCAGAUUUCAAGAACCAUAAGCUCUAAUCUUGAACUCUGUUUUUUAUAGGAACUGGAAAUGUCAGGACAAAGAGGAGUAGUGAUUCUUUGUGUGAACAAGAUAGAAAAGAAUAGGGCUGUAAUGUAGGGAAUGUUCUAUUUCUUUAAAUACAGCUAAACAUUUUUUGCUUGCUUUUAUUGUAAGCUUGAUUAAAAAUUAGACCUGAAAUGUAAUUUUUCUCUGUAGAUGAA